AUGAGACCAUUCACUCUUCUCACUCUCGCGGGUCUCACCACGUUCGCUACUGCAACUCCCAUCUCACCUUCACGGACAUAUCCCAUCCAAGCGCGCCAGAAUAAUAGCUCAUCGGCACCAUGCGCUCAAGUUUCUCAGUACAUGUACGACAGUGGAGCCCCAAAUAUCAGGCAGCAGAUGCCCGCAGGUCUAGCCUGGGACUGCUUGAACACGGUUGCCUUCAAUUCCACCUCUGCAAAGGGUCUGCUCAAGGCGAUCCGGCCCUACAUUGAGUGGCAAAGCACUCUCGAUGUGCUUGCCGAUCCACCUGCCGAGUACGUGGAGAAGGUGCAGCCCGCCAUCGACAUUCUAGGAGGUCUUGACAAGAUUGAAGAGGACAUUGACGCUGGCAAAUUUAAGAACGAGUACGCGUUUGGCUGGUCACUUUACACCCUCAUACAAGGGGCUCAUGACGGCCACUUCACAUACGUUCCCGAUUCCGUCGGCGGCAUCUUCACCUGGAGUCGUCCCAUUCCACUCGUUUCUGUGUCCGAGGAUGGUACGCAGCUGCCGGCCGUCUUCGCCUUCCCGGAUGUGCUGGGAAUGCAAUUCAAGAACAUCUCUUAUUCCCCUUCGCCCGUUGUUGAGAUCGAUGGCAUGGACGUGAUCAAAUUCCUCGAGGAUCUGAGCCAACUUGGCUCUCUUCAGGAUCGCGAUGCCCUGUAUAACAACGUCUUCUACGAGCUUGCUCAGGUCAGCCUCGGUGGCUCGGGCUCUGGAACUGGAAUGUUUACUGGUGGAGGUCGUGGACGAUGGGUUUAUCCUGGCCCCACCACUACACUCAAAUUCGCUAAUGGGACCGAAUCGACAAUGGAAAACUCGGCACACGUGACUCUCAGUUUCCGCAAUAUCAAUUCCGGUGAGGAUUUGGCUUCCAAGUGGUUCAGCUGGGGAUCUCCAGGCGACUUUACCAAGACGGAAGUACAAGACGUGCAGACACAAUCUCCCAAGGACAUAUCCAAGCCUGCUCAGGAUGGCGCGACUGCGGCUGCCCCUGGAUUCCCGAAACCUAUAGUUCCCGGGCCCAUGAACCUUAUCAAUGGGUUCUACAUUGAGGCCGAGGGCUACGAAGAUGUCGCAGUCUUGCAAGUGCCCAACUUCGUCGGGGCCAGUAGCUCGGAGGUUCCAUUCCAACAAGUGUCCCAAAAGUUCAUUCCCAAAGCGCUUGCAGACGGCAAGACCAAAUUGAUCAUUGAUCUGCAGGCCAAUGGAGGUGGAACGAUCCUCCAGGGCUAUGACUUGUUCAAGCAGCUUUUUCCUAACCUUGAGCCUUACGGUGCUAAUCGGUUUCGUGCCAUUGAGGCUGUCGACCUGAUCGGCCAGGCCUAUAGCGAAUACGGUUCAAAAUUUCCUCGUGUUUAUAAUCCUGGAAACAAAUCGGUUUCUCAAGCGCAGGCUUCUUACUUCGACUAUCAUACAGACAUGACGGUUGAUGGCACGCCCUUUACAUCUUGGGACGAGAAGUUUGGCCCCGUGGUGGUAGAGGGAAAUUCGUAUACCUCACUGUCUCGCUGGAAUCUUUCGGACGUCUAUGUUCCCUUCGCUUCAGGUGGGAUCAAUGUGACUGGUUACGCUUCUCUUUCCAAUGUAACUGGUCCACCGCGGUUCGAUCCAAACAACAUCGUCCUUGUUACCGACGGCUAUUGUGCUUCCACUUGUGCUAUAUUCAGCGAACUCAUGACGCAACAAGCUGGUGUGAAGACCAUCGCGAUGGGGGGUCGCAGCAAUAAGAAUGCAAUCCAGGCCGUCGGUGGAGUAAAGGGCGUAAACAACUACCAAUAUGGGUUCAUCCAACAGCUGGCGCAAUAUUCUGUUCGCUAUCAACCGUCACUGAACCAGUCCAUUCUGAGGAAAGAUUACUACAACGAUCUUCCAUUCAAUCGCGCGAGUGGUGGUCCUGCUGUGAACACUCGCGAUGGGGUGCGCUACAAUGACACCUCAGCUACUCCGUUACAGUUCAUGUACGAGGAAGCAGAUUGUCGUCUUUACUACACACCUGAGAUGACUGUGGACAUUACGUCGCUUUGGAAGGCUGCAGCGGACGCUCGGUGGAGCGACAAGGGCAAAUGUGUGUCUGGAGACGGUCACGGCGGAAAGCGAAGCGUUCAUGAAGCCACCACGAAGCUUAGCCCACGGCGCGUUCAUGUGGCAGCCGCUGUUGCCGUCAAGCAGGUGGAAGCUUUUGAGAAGACAUUUUCGUUGAAGACGGAGUGCACGUUGAAAGGUGAUGGUUUCAUGCACCCAUAG
Messenger RNA from Plenodomus lingam JN3, 2286 nucleotides. RefSeq lists its product as uncharacterized. The record is from RefSeq and is a predicted model, not a curated record. NCBI's taxonomy places the organism in Eukaryota, Fungi, Ascomycota, Dothideomycetes, Pleosporales, Leptosphaeriaceae.